This is a messenger RNA of Arabis nemorensis, 1836 nucleotides long. Lineage: Eukaryota; Viridiplantae; Streptophyta; Magnoliopsida; Brassicales; Brassicaceae. The record is from the annotation of a GenBank genome assembly.
AUGUUUGUGUCGAGGAUCUAUGAAGUAUGUGCACGAAGAGUGUCUUCUUCAUUGGCUGAAUCUUCGCGGAUACAAGAAAAAUGCGAGGUAUGUGGGCGUAGCUACUCUUUUGUUCCUGUGUACUCCGAGAAUGCUCCGGAGAGGCUUCCGUGUAACGAGUUUCUGACUGGAUUGUUUUCGAGAGUAUCACGUUACAUGAAAUUGAUCGCUCUUUGGAUAGUGGUGAUUCUGUUGAACACAUUCUGUUGUUCCUUACACCCUUGGGGCCAAGAAGUUGCUGCUGCGUGCCAACGAGGUUUUUGGAUGUCUCGGAAGUUUGCUUCUUUGUUGGCUGGCCUGCUUUACAGCACUUUGAUCGUGUGCCUCAUGUUCAUUAUCACUGCUAUAAGGAAGCAAGCAGGAGAUCCCAAUAUCGGGAGAAUUCUUGGUGACGCUCACCCUGCGGAUUUUAUUUGGAAUGGCCUACAACAAGGAGUUCUUGGUGGAGUUAUGCAGGUCUUAUGGAAAUAUACGAAAAUCCUUUGUGAUUGGUUUCUUUUAAAACUCAUCAAGUUCUUGACGCAACGUCGUGGACUAAUAGUUGUUCUUCGAAAUGCGCCACUUCAUGAAUUUGGAGUUCUUCGGAGGCUGCUCUUCUUUCUAGAUGACGAUGCCUUUGCUGUUCUUACCAUCAACUUAUAUGUGUCUAUCCUCUUUGUUCUUCUUCCGCUUUCGAUUGGAUCGAUUGUAUUAGCAACUGUUGGAGGCAGCUAUUUCUCUGGAAACUCGCCUGUUAUUUUUGGAUACAAGAUGAUGCUGUCAAUUCCCAUUGCUUACUCUGAAAUCCUUUUCACUCUCCAUCACAACUCAUUUCAAGCCUUAGUCCGGUGGUUUUUGCUAGGAUUUCACUUCAUAGCAAUCGAAUUGCCAUGUCUCUUGUGGGGUUUCUCAGUAAAAGCCAGCAAAAACCUAUCUCUUAUCAAGGAUGCUUUCGUCUUUUGGAAAUUUCUCCAGGAGAUCAUUCAUAAACGAGCCUUUUGGUAUCUUCUAGAUGUCACAGAUCCAGACUACAAGAUCACCAAUCUCUAUCUUAGUUACACUUUCUUUGCGUUUGCUUCUCAUGGGGCACUGUUAGUGACUUCGGUUCACUUACCAAUUAAAGCAAUUGCACUGAUCAGCCCAUCAUUUUUCCCUCUUGAGUUAUGGGUUACCGAUGAAAGGCUUAUGUUUGGUGCAUACGCAAUUUAUUUCAACAUAAUGACAUUAGUGCCCCGAGGAGAGGGCUUUCAGCAUGCUGAUCAGAAUGUAAGACCAUUGCUGCAACCAAGACAGCCUUACGAUGGUAAUCUUUGGUUUGUAUUGUGUUCCAUAGCUGAAGGCUCUAGGGUCAUCCAUGGAUCUCAGAAUGCUGAAGACGAUAUUAAAGACCAAAGAGAUAACAGGAUUGCAUUGAUGUUGGUGCUAGCUGCUUUCAGUCUGUUCCUCUUUGGUACAGCCUUCAUGGCUUUGCCAAUUUUGGUGGGGAGAGUAUUCUUUGACUCUAUCUCUAUCAUCAUGCUAAGAUUUGAAAUCACUCAUCAUGACGAAGGGAAGAAUCAAUUUGCUUCUCAAAUCUGUCUUGAUAUGGAUACGCAAUGGAUUGAUGUUCUCCAUCUGGAUCUCUGUCAUACCAGGAUUACUCGGUCUACUUAUCGACCUUAUGACCAUCAUCCCGUAUCAAUUUCAAUUGCCACUAAACGAAUCACCCGUCUAUUUCAUGAUCCAAGAUUGGUUGAUCGGUGUAGUGGUGCUUCACAUCUGGACCUUUCUGGUAAGAGAAACAAACACCAAGGCGGAUUUCAACAAAGACUCAGUUAG